AAAAUACUUCUACUUUUGGUUCUGCAGCACAUUUCCUGUCUGGUUGAGUCUCAGUGUUUCCAGCAGCUCUUCUCCCUCAGACAGUUUUUCGACAUCAGAGAUUCACACUGACCCAGACACAGACAGACAGGUAGCUGCUGAAGAACAUCCAGAAACAUGAGUACCCUUAGAGGAGUGACCCCGUCCUUCAACCAGUCCUCAGUGUCCAACCAGAUUAACAGCAAUGAUUCAACUCACUGCAACCAGUUCGACACCUCGGCCUAUAUUUCCUUCAUGGUGGUCUACAGUCUGGUGUUUCUGGUGGGUUUGUUCCUCAACGGCUUCACGCUGAAGGUUUACUUCUGCCGAGUUCAGCAGCAGGCAUCCAGCAACAAGAAGCUCGCCAAGUCCCACAGGAACAUGUUGGUGCUGGUCAGUGUCUUCUGCGUUUGCUUCGUCCCUUACCACCUGUUUUGACUUCCCUACAUGUUCCUGGAGUGGCAAUGCUCGUGGAGCCAGGUGCUCCUCUUCCUGAAGGAGCUGAGCAUCAUGGUGUCGGUUCUCAACGUCUGCUUGGACCCGCUCAUCUAUUUCAUCUUCUGCAAGGCCUUCCGGGCCCAGCUGGGCCUGAGGAGGGUGCUUCCCCCAUUGGUGUGACAUUUUGUGUUGUUUUAGACUAUACAAAUUAUAUGUAGUGUUUUAUGCAACAUGCUUGCCAUUCAUUCUUUUUCUUGUAACGCAACAAUAAAUAACUUGAAUGAAGUAGCCAAACCCAAUCUUAUAAAUAUUGUGCUUUCAUUUACUGCACAGUGACACAAUAACAUUAAAUAGUGAAUCUCUCAUGAAAUCUGCGCUGGUUCCUACUCCCUCCUCCAUCUUUUCCCGUUCUUGAGCCAUGUGCACCUGUAUUGAGUAUUGAAUACAUUUUUAUUGUUGGGCUACAGUCAGCCUUAACACUGUGACCACUGCGCGUGAAUAACACUGAUUAUCUGGGUAUCAGGGCUCCUGUCAGUGAGAGGGUAUAUCAGGCAGACAGUGAACAUUUUGUCCUAAGAGUUGAUGUGUUAGAAUCAGGAAAAAUGGGCAGCAUGAGGAUCUGAGCGACUUUGACAAGAACCACAUUGUGAUGGACGACUGGGUCAGAGCAUCUCGAAACCUGAAGCUCUUGUGGGGGGUUCCUGGUCUGCAGUGGUCAGAACUGAAUCAAAAGUGGUCCAGGGAAGGAACAACAACUGACAAGCUGAAACAGUUAAUUUCACUGUUUUCAUUCUGUAUUGUGUUUUGAAUAUUUUGUUUGUACAUCCGCACACACAUGCAGUCUCUUUCUUUGCAGUGAACAACUUAAUU
Molecule: messenger RNA, 1326 nt
Organism: Dicentrarchus labrax (European seabass)
Lineage: Eukaryota; Metazoa; Chordata; Actinopteri; Moronidae
Product: P2Y purinoceptor 14-like
Exons: 4
Coding region: 157-456 (99 amino acids)
Biological process (GO): G protein-coupled receptor signaling pathway
Cellular component (GO): membrane
Molecular function (GO): G protein-coupled purinergic nucleotide receptor activity
Source: RefSeq, a predicted model, not a curated record